Leptinotarsa decemlineata (Colorado potato beetle) is the source of this 2301-nucleotide messenger RNA. RefSeq names its product phosphoenolpyruvate carboxykinase [GTP]. NCBI's taxonomy places the organism in Eukaryota, Metazoa, Arthropoda, Insecta, Coleoptera, Chrysomelidae. Gene Ontology annotation, molecular function: phosphoenolpyruvate carboxykinase (GTP) activity; GTP binding; manganese ion binding. Gene Ontology annotation, biological process: oxaloacetate metabolic process; cellular response to glucose stimulus; gluconeogenesis. The record is from RefSeq and is a predicted model, not a curated record. Gene Ontology annotation, cellular component: cytosol.
GAUGGACUGGCAAAUCCAUACCCAUCGCAACCUCUGUUAGUGUGAGCUCUGUGUUGUACUAUCUAGCUUUUUGUUUGUAAAAGUUCAUAAUUCUGGCUAAAAUAUACUUCCCACUUGUCGCCAAAUAUCAUAGACGCGAUUGCUUUGUGUCUAAAUCCGAUAAAAUAUAUCUGAAAAAUAUUUUCGGGUAUUUUUGUAUGUACCACAAGUCAUAUACUUAGUUCAUUUAAAUUCUUUAUACGGAAAUCAAUCAAGAUGCCUAAUAUAUCUGCAAUCAAAGGAAGCAGUGGAUUCACCGAGUUCGGGAAAUUCAAGGGUUUGGCAAGCUGCAAUGUGGAAUUUUUGAAUCAAGUGAGGGGACUGAGCGCUCUGAAUGGAGAUUUGAGAGAUCUCCCUCCAAAGUUGAAAUCUUACGUGGAAGAAAAUGUUAGACUUUGCCAGCCAGAAACAAUCCACAUUUGCGAUGGAACAGAUGUUGAAAACAGCAAACUGCUCAAGCUCAUGCAACAACAAGGGACCAUCGUUCCCCUCCCCAAAUACGAAAACUGUUGGCUUGCAAGGACGAAUCCAGCUGACACUGCCAGAGUUGAAUCUAAGACUUUCAUCUGCACCGAUACGAAAUCAGAAACGAUUCCUUCACCAAAAGCUGGCGUGAAAGGAGCUCUAGGAAACUGGAUGUCUCCACAUGACAUGGAUAAGGCAAUCAAUGAGCGUUUUACUGGGUGCAUGCGCGGUAGAACCAUGUACAUCGUGCCGUUUUCCAUGGGACCGGUUACUUCGCCUCUUUCCAAAAUAGGCAUCGAAAUAACCGACUCACCUUACGUCGUGGCUUCUAUGAGGAUAAUGACAAGAAUGGGCCUACCAGUCUUGGAGAAGCUUCUCAAGGGGGCGGAGUUCGUCAAAUGUUUGCACUCGGUCGGUACCCCGUCUAACGGUAUCAUCGAAAACCCUAGCUGGCCAUGCGAUCCAGAACGUACAAUUAUUUUGCACCGUCCCAAGAACAACGAAAUCGUUUCUUAUGGCAGCGGGUAUGGAGGAAACUCUCUAUUGGGAAAGAAAUGUUUCGCGCUUAGGAUUGGGUCUACUAUUGCCAGAAGAGAGGGCUGGCUUGCGGAGCACAUGUUGAUUUUGGGAAUAACCAGCCCCAGUGGAAAGAAAAGGUACAUCGCUGCUGCUUUUCCUUCAGCAUGCGGAAAAACGAAUCUAGCCAUGAUGACUCCUUCGUUACCAGGGUACAAAAUUGAAUGUGUCGGGGAUGACAUUGCAUGGAUGAGGUUCGACAAAAAUGGCGUUUUGAGGGCUAUCAACCCAGAAAAUGGAUUCUUUGGAGUUGCUCCAGGUACAUCCAGAAGCAGUAACCCAAUAGCGAUGGACACAAUCUUCAAGAACACCUUAUUCACAAACGUUGCAUCAACCAGUGACGGAGGAGUGUUCUGGGAAGGCAUGGAAAAAGAAGUCUCCAGUAAUAUGGAAAUAACUGAUUGGCGAGGUAACAAUUGGAAGAUGGGACAAAGCAAAACUCCUGCUGCACAUCCAAACUCAAGAUUCUGUACCCCAGCAAAACAAUGCCCCAUCAUAGACCCAGCUUGGGAGCAUCCCGAAGGAGUCCCAAUUUCAGCAAUAUUGUUUGGAGGGCGUAGACCAGCUGGUGUACCUCUUGUAUACGAAGCCAGGAACUGGAACCAUGGGGUUUUCAUCGGAGCUACGAUGAGAUCUGAAGCUACUGCAGCUGCAGAACAUAAGGGAAAAGUUGUGAUGCACGAUCCAUUCGCCAUGCGACCAUUCUUUGGGUACAACUUUGGUGACUACUUGAGCCACUGGCUUUCAAUGAAAGAACGAUCUGACAACUUACCAAAGAUAUUCCACGUGAACUGGUUCAGGAAGGACCCCAACGGAAAAUUCCUCUGGCCUGGAUUCGGAGAAAACUCCAGAGUCCUGGACUGGAUCUUGAGAAGACUGGAUAAUGAAGACUGCGCUAGAGAUACUCCCAUAGGAUUGAUUCCUAAGGAGAAUUCUCUGAACCUGGAGGGUAUUGAGGAGAAUAUUGACGUUAAGGAACUGUUCGAUCUACCCAAGCAGUUCUGGAUGGAGGAAGUUGAUAGUGUUGCCAAAUAUUUUGACGAGCAAGUCGGAGAUGAUUUGCCUAAAGAGAUUACGAAGCAGUUGAACGAACUGAAGAAGAAUGUUCAGAGCAUGAAAGAUUAGACUGAAGAUGGUGUAGAAGUAUUGAAACUAGCUCUACUUUUAGUUCCAUUUUUUACUUGUAAUUUUGAAUAUGUUAUUUUAAAUAUAGAUGCCAAA